AUGGGGUUCGGUCAAUUCGACACAAUAUGUGAGAAGGCAUCCGUGCCUUUGUGCUCCUUGGUGGGCCCCGCGUCGACAAUCUCCGGAUCAACAGGCAUCAUAUCCAACUGCUAUGCGCGGAAUAUUGAGCUUGCGAAUACCAUAAUCUUCCAGGGUGCCGCAUCCUUCAUGCAUAUCAUGGCACUUAGCAUGACAGUGAUCAUGAUCUUGCACGUUCGAUCCAAGUUCACUGCUGUCGGCCGCAAAGAGAUCAUCACCUUCUUCUAUAUCUACCUAGCUCUGACACUUUUCUCUCUUCUUAUUGAUGCAGGUGUCGUUCCUCCAGGGAGCGAUCCAUUCCCGUACUUCGUGGCUGUUCAGAACGGCUUGGUAUCCGCACUAUGCACCUGUCUUCUCGUCAACGGGUUUGUCGGCUUCCAGCUAUACGAAGAUGGUACAGCCCUCUCGGUGUGGUUGAUUCGAGUCCCAUCCGCAGCGAUGUUCGCUCUUUCGUUCGUGAUAUCGCUGGCGACUUUCAAGUCAUGGGGUUCUAUGGGCCCCCAGAAUACCACGGGUUUAUUCGUCGUGCUAUACCUGCUGAACGCCAUAUCUAUCGCUGUGUACCUGGUCAUGCAAUUACUCCUAGUUGCGAACACACUGGAUGACCGCUGGCCACUCGGCCAUAUCUCCUUCGGUGUGCUGGUCUUCAUUAUUGGACAGGUUCUCUUGUAUCAGUUCAGCGAUGUCAUCUGCAACAACGUUCAGCAUUACUUGGACGGACUUUUCUUCGCCACAUUCUGCAAUCUCCUUGCUUUCUGGGACUCGAUUACCAAGGAAGAUCUGGAGUUCUCCGUCGGCGUCAAGCCAAAUACCUGGGAGGUUAAGGAGCAUCUAUCUGAGGAAGAGCGCCGCGCUACAAUCUACCCCGACAAUAACUCCGAGUAUGCGGGCAGCAUGUACCAUCGCUCUUCGACGUACGGUCAUCAUAAUUAUUGA
Penicillium griseofulvum is the source of this 975-nucleotide messenger RNA. Its product is annotated as chitin synthase export chaperone. Gene Ontology annotation, biological process: protein folding. The transcript is spliced from 3 exons. Lineage: Eukaryota; Fungi; Ascomycota; Eurotiomycetes; Eurotiales; Aspergillaceae. Gene Ontology annotation, cellular component: endoplasmic reticulum membrane. The record is from RefSeq and is a predicted model, not a curated record. The coding region runs from base 1 to 975 and encodes 324 amino acids.